AGCCCCUGAACGCACCACAUGGAGGCGUGGCUUGUUUGAAUGUCCAGCGGGGAAACAGACAUUUGAUGAAGUUGCUUUUUUGUUUGUAUUAGUUAUCCGAACUCCACGGUUUUCGUGUAGAUGCAGUUCAAAUGAAAUGUGACAGAUAGAGUUUGUAGUGUUAGAUUGCAGUAAACAGAGUUGCAAAGUAAUUUUUAAAUGUCCGUUCGGUGAGUUUGAUUUUUUUAAAAGGGCUAACAGCUAGCUUGUUAGCAUUGCUUUUAGCCUCAUUUGUCCGACCAGUUUAACAAAUUAUAAUGGAUAAAAGAUAGAACCUUGUCAUCACACGUUGUUGAAUAGAAGUGUAACGCUCUGUUGAAAGCUUUGUUUCUCCGAAUGCAGAACUUUAUUAGUAACUUAAAGUCAGGGUGAGCCUGUUACCAGUAGGAUGCCUAUACGAGCAUCUUGCACAAUUUGCUCGGAUUUAUUCGAUCACUCCAGAGAUGUCGCCGCCAUUCACUGCGGACACACUUUCCACUAUGAAUGUGUUCUUAAGUGGUUCCAGACAGCACCCACGAAAACCUGUCCUCAGUGCAGGAAGCAGGUCAACUCCAGACACAUCAUCUGCAAGCUGUUCUUUAACGUGGAUGUGGAGGAGAAGAGCUCAGCAGACCCGGAGAGUCUGGAGAACGAACUCGGUCGAGUGAGAGCCCUUCUAAGCUCCAAAGAACAAGACUGGCGGGACAAACAGAAGUCUAUGGACAGCUUAAAAGACACGUUGGACAGGCAGAGGAGAGACCUGGACCAUAUGCGGAAAGAGAUCCGGGAUAAGGACAUGCUGUGUUCAGCUCUCAAAAAACAGAUGACUUAUAUGGAAAUGCAGCAAGAUGAAGUUCAGUCUGCAAAGGAGGAGGCCCGGAGACUGAGGACCAAGCUAAAAACCUUUGAGAGUUUGGAUGUGUUGCUGCAGGGCCAGAGAGCAGAGGUGGAGUCCAUGAUCACAGACAUGGGUGUCAGCUCAUCAGCAGUGGAGCAGCUCUCCAUUUACUGCAUCUCUUUGAAGAAGGAGUAUGACAAUCUUAAGGGGAGCCUGAAGUCUUCAAAUGAGACGUGUGAGAAGCUGAAGAGAGAAGUGUUCUCUUCUAACAACAAGUUGCAGAAAACUUCCCAGGAGUUAAAUCAGACAAAGGAGGAUGUAAAAUCUCUGCAGGCAGAUCUGGCAAAUGCUGACAGAGAGAUUUCUAGUCUGAAGAAGAAAGUGGAUUUUCUGCAGAAGACUCUGAGCACCCCAACCAGGACAAAUGAAACCCUCAGCAGGCUGGUUUUUGAAAGUCCAGCUCCAGUGAACCUAAAGGAGCCUCGCUUCCACCAGCCGCCUGACGGAGAUGACGUCGAUCUCAACAUCACCUAUGACAUCAGCACUCCAGAGCAUGUGGUCAAGAGGUCGACGCAGGUCACGGCACAGAAGAUGAGCGUCGACCCACCUUUAACUUCUUUUGCCAAACUCUACAAAAAAUCUUCAUCAGAGAGCAAGCCCCAGGAUGAAGAUCCAGCCAUGGGUCCUUUCCUAAGGAACUCCCUGCUUUUCCGGAAGAAGACUUUUGGAGGCAUGUUGGACCCUCAUCAUCAUAAACCAGGAGCAGUCAGAACGGGUUAUGAUGGACUUGGAGGCAGAACGAAGUUCUUCCAGCUUUCUCCGUUAUCGGAGAUUCGACCGCUAAUUAAAGCCAAGAGGAAAAAGGUGAGCCGGCCGCCCCCAAAGGUUACCCCCUGCCUGACUCUGGACGGCUUCCUGGAGUAAAUCCUCACAGUUCCAAGAUGAACGACUGUCCCUUUGGGUCAUAGAUCUAGCUCUGCCACUCAGCAGCUUUCCCACUUGGCCCUUUAAUUAAAAGAAACUCGCUUUUGAUGAAUACUGGAUUUCCUGUGAAGUCGACACAUUAGAUGACCGUCUUUAUUUUUAUGUGUUGACAUGAAUUUUGAGAUACAGAAACUGACCUGACGAGAAUCUGAGUUAGAUCUUUAUUAAAGUAAAACCUACCUGCAAAAUUCUUUUCUUUUCUUUAAAUUAUGUCAUCUGUUGUCAAGAAAUGCUGCUGAAGUUUGUACUUUUUCUCUUGUAUCGUUCCACCACUUAUUAGUCAGUCAAAUAAUAAAAUAUUUGUUUUCUUUUA
Molecule: messenger RNA, 2153 nt
Organism: Oryzias melastigma (Indian medaka)
Lineage: Eukaryota; Metazoa; Chordata; Actinopteri; Beloniformes; Adrianichthyidae
Gene: traip
Product: TRAF-interacting protein
Exons: 15
Coding region: 428-1780 (450 amino acids)
Source: RefSeq, a predicted model, not a curated record